Molecule: messenger RNA, 4092 nt
Organism: Lotus japonicus
Lineage: Eukaryota; Viridiplantae; Streptophyta; Magnoliopsida; Fabales; Fabaceae
Product: putative disease resistance protein At3g14460
Exons: 2
Coding region: 125-3847 (1240 amino acids)
Biological process (GO): defense response to other organism
Molecular function (GO): ADP binding
Source: RefSeq, a predicted model, not a curated record
ACAAACGAGUCGAGCCUCAAGAUAUACAUAUAUACAGUAUACACACAACUUGCAAUUCCUUACCUUUCUUACUAAGUUUCUCUCUUCUCAUAUAUCUUAUUCCUACUCUUCCUGUGUUGAGAUCAUGGCGGCAGUUGGGGGUGAAGCUUUUCUCUCUGCUUUUAUUGGAGUUGUUAUGGACAGGCUGGCUUCUCCUGAGUUUGCCAACUUCAUCCGAGGGAAGAAGUUUGACGAUAAUUUGCUCCAACGGCUGAAGAACACUUUUUAUGCUGUUGAAGCAGUGAUGAACGAUGCUGAGCAGAAACAGAUCAAGGACCCUGCAGUGAAGAAGUGGCUCGAUGACCUCAAAGAUGCUGUCUAUGUUGCUGAUGACUUUCUGGAUCAUGUUUCUACUAAAGCUGCAACUCGAAAGGAGGAGGUAAGCAACUUCUUCUCUCGCUACUUCAAUUUUCAAGACAGGGACAUGGUUAAUAAGUUGGAAGACAUAGUUGGAAGACUGGAAUCUAUUUUCAAACUCAAAGAUACUCUUGGUCUUAAAGAGGUUGCUAGGGAGAACUAUUCAUGGAGACUCCCAUCUACCUCUCUUGAUGAUGGGUUUAAUAUCUAUGGCAGGGAUCAAGACAAAAAGGUCAUCCUCAAAUUAUUGUUAGAUGGUAAUAUGAGUGAUGGUAAAGUAGGUGUAAUACCUAUUGUUGGUAUGGGUGGGGUGGGAAAAACAACUUUAGCCCAACUCGUCUAUAAUGAUGAAAAAUUAAAGCAGGAAUUUGAUUUACGAGCAUGGGUUUGUGUUUCUGAUAAGUGUGAUAUUCUCAAGGUUACUAAGACUAUCAUAGAGGCAAUUACCAAAAGUAAUUGUGGUUUGAACGAUCUAAAUUUACUCCAUCUUGAAUUGAAGGAAAAGUUGGUGGGGAGGAAAUUCUUAAUAGUUUUGGAUGAUGUUUGGAUGGAGGAUUAUGUUGAAUGGAAUUCUCUUAUAAAACCUCUUCAAUUCGGAACUAAGGGAAGCAAAAUUCUCGUGACGACCCGCAUUGAAAAAGUUGCUUCUCUAAUCCAAACUUUCCAAAGUUAUCAUCUAAAACAAUUGUUGGAUGAAGAUUGUUGGUUAGUCUUUGCGAACCAUGCAUGUUUUUCAUCAGCAUCUAAUGGGAACACAACUCUUGAAAAAAUUGGCAGAAAAAUUGUUAGAAAGUGUGAUGGAUCACCUUUAGCAGCACAAUCACUCGGAGGCUUAUUGCGAGGCAAGCAUGAUAUCAAAGACUGGAAUAAUAUAUUAAGUUGUAACAUUUGGGAACUUUCUGAAAAUGAGAGCAAGAUUAUUCCGGCACUGAGAAUUAGUUAUCAUUAUCUACCUCCGUGUUUGAAACGUUGCUUUGUUUAUUGUGCGUUGUAUCCUAAGGAUUAUAUGUUUGAAAAAGAUGAAUUAAUCUUGUUGUGGAUGGCAGAAGAUCUUUUACAGCCUUCAAAAAGUGGAAAGACUUUAGAAGAAGUCGGUUGUGAGUAUUUUGAUGAUUUGGUUUCAAGAUCAUUUUUUCAACGUCUUGGCACUUCAAAGCGUUAUUUUGUGAUGCAUGAUCUUGUCCAUGAUUUAGCGAUCCUACUCGGUGGAGAAUUCUACUUUAGAUCCGAAGAACUUGGGAAAGAAAUUAAGAUUUGUGUGAAGACUCGUCAUUUGUCAUUAAGUGGGUUAAGUGAUGAAGUCUAUGAAAAUUCUGAUUUUUUUGGUAGAGUUAAAUUUUUAAGGACACUCUUACCAAUUCAUAUUAAAGAAUCUCCAUUCAACAGUGAAAAGGCAGCAUGCAUCAUUAUGUCCCGUUUGAAGUACUUAAGAGUCCUGUCAUUUGGAAGAUUUGUGGAACCAUUACCAAAUUCAAUAGGUGAAUUGAUUCAUUUGAGAUAUUUGGACCUCUCUUACACAUUAAUAAAGACAUUACCGGAGUCAUUGUGUAACUUAUACAAUCUACAAACUUUGAAAUUGGGCGGGUGUUCAUUGCUGACUAUGUUACCUGAUGGCAUGUACAAUCUUGUAAAUUUGCGUCAUCUUGAUAUUUGGGGAACUCAAAUAAAAGAGAUGCCCAAAGGAAUGAGUGGAUUAAAAAAUUUGCAGCAUUUAAGUAAGUUUAUUGUGGGCAAGCACGAAGGGCAGAAGAUCAAAGAACUGGGAAAGCUUUCAAAUUUACAUGGAUCACUUAACAUUUGCAAUUUGCAGAAUGUUGCCAAUGGUAAUGAAGCGUUGGAGGCAAAGUUAACAGAUAAGAAAAACCUUGAUAGGUUACGCUUGUAUUGGUCUCUUAAGAGCCAUUUUACAGACUCCCUAGCUGAAAUGGACAUUCUUGACAAGUUAGAACCACACCAAGACCUGAAGCAUAUAUCAAUAUCUGGUUACAUGGGCACAAAAUUUACAAAAUGGGUUGGACGUUCUUCCUACCACAACAUGACUUCAAUAUGUCUAUCUGAUUGUAAGAACUGCUGCAUGCUUCCUUCACUUGGACAACUGCCCUCUCUCAAGACACUAUAUAUUUGCCAAUUGAACGGGUUGGAGACUGUUGGUGUUGAAUUUUUGAAGAGCGAUGAAUCCUUUUCAGGGACAUCUUUUCCCUCCCUACAAUCUCUGACAUUUGAAGACAUGCCGAGUUGGGAGGUGUGGCGUCCAUUCGAAUCAAAUGCUUUUCCUCAACUAAAGAAGCUCUCAAUAAGCUAUUGUCCCAGAUUAAGGGGAGAUUUGCCAUAUAACCUUCCAGCUUUGGAAUCACUUGAUAUUAGCAGUUGUGAGCAGCUUGUUUCUUCUCUUCCAAGGGCUCCUGUCUUGCGUUGUUUAAUCAUAGAGGAAAGCAAUAAAGCAUCAUUGCGAGAGAUACCUCUUUCGGUGGAAGAUCUACGAAUCGAAGGAAGCGAGGUGGUGGAGUCUAUGUUUGAGGCCAUUACCAUCCCCCAACCAACUUCUCUUCAAUGUUUAGAGAUAUGGAGCUGUUCAUCUGCAAGAUCAUUCCCGGGAGAUUGUUUACCUCCAUCAUUGAAGAAGUUGAUUAUUUUUAAUUUCAGGAAGCUAGAAUUUCCAAAGCAGCAGCACGAGUUACUUGAGUCUUUGUUUAUAAAUAGUUGCUGUGAUUCUCUCACAUCCCUUCCAUUGGAGAGCUUUCCAAAUCUCCAUUCUCUCACGAUCAGAAACCUUGAAAAUCUGGAAAGUCUUUCAGUGCAAGAAGUUGCUCUCACAGAUUUCGUCAUAGAUGGCUGCCCCAAAUUUGUAUCAUUCCCAAGAGAAGGAUUGUCUGCUCCCGGUAUGAUUGAAUUCUCCGUCUCGAAUUGCGACAAGUUAAAGUCAUUACCUUGUCACAUGAGCACUCUUCUCCCAAAGUUAGAAUCUCUCAAGAUAGACAAUUGCCAAGAAAUUGAGUCAUUUCCUAGUAUGCCGCCUAGCUUGAGAUCACUUGAGAUUGGUAAUUGUGAGAAAUUAAUGAGGAGUCCUUCCCUAGCUUCGGUGGACAUGCUCACCCGUCUUACCAUUAAAGGUCCAUGUGACGGUGUCAAGUCCUUCCCGGAGGAGGGUUUGGUGUUGCUGCCUCCAUCCCUUACUUCCCUGGAGUUAGUUAAAUUAACAAGUAUGGAGACGUUGGAGUGCAAGGGGCUUGUCCACCUCACCUCCCUGCAACAAUUAACAAUUGACCGCUGUCCGAAGCUGGAGAAUGUGAUGGGAGAAAGGCUGCCUGCCUCUCUAAUAAAACUUCAAAUCACUGAGUGUCCUCUGUUGAAAGAACAUUGCCAAAUGAAGCACCCGGAAAUUUGGCCCAAAGUUUCCCACAUCCGAGGCAUUAAGGUUAAUGGAAGACCGAAGAUGUAUUCCUUGAGCUAAUUACUAAUUACUCAAUCUCAAGCCGGAGGAUAUGGUGCGGAAUAUGCUGCCUGCUGCUCUAAGAAAACUUGAAAUGUCUCCUGGGAGAAUGAUGUAAAAUGAAACACAUGCAAAUUUGGCCCAAGUUUUCCCACAUCUAAAGCAUUAUGGUUAAUGACAGAUGAAUUUCUUGAACUUGAACUGGGAUUAUCAGUAGGCAAUUAGUCUGCUCUUCAUCGAGUAAAUGCCACUUGCCCAAUUUCACA